Messenger RNA from Musa acuminata AAA Group (dessert banana), 2438 nucleotides. RefSeq names its product putative kinase-like protein TMKL1. The record is from RefSeq and is a predicted model, not a curated record. Bases 280 to 1368 code for a protein of 362 amino acids. Gene Ontology annotation, biological process: protein phosphorylation. The transcript is spliced from 3 exons. Lineage: Eukaryota; Viridiplantae; Streptophyta; Magnoliopsida; Zingiberales; Musaceae. Gene Ontology annotation, molecular function: ATP binding; protein kinase activity.
GCCCCUUAAGUCUUCCGGCGGCCAUUUGCUUCCCCAAGGCAUCCCUGGGGUUCUUCCCCCUUAAAAGUUCCAUCGAAUCCUCCUCCCAAGAACGGAAGGUACCACUUUUUGUUCAUUUCCUCCUCCUCCUCCUCCCACAUCCGAAGCUUCCCGUCUCUGCAUUCCUAGUCUAAUCCUCACUCCAACAACAAAAAAAAAUCUCUGUUUUCCCUUUGUUUUAAGGCAAAAGUGAAGUCUUUUUCGAGGUAUCGCAGCUAGAUCAAGGUCAGAAAGAAGGAUAUGGGGAAGAACCACGGUGCUAAGGUCUUUCUUGGUUUAUCCUGCUCGUUUCUUAUCCUCCUCCUCUUGUACGCGUGGCAUCAUUGUUUUCGGAGGAGAUUCCUGUCGAGAAGAGCGAAAGAAGGUUCUUUGGAGGACGGCGGCGCAGUUCGGUACGCGGUAGAGGAGGAAUUGGUGACGGAAGAGCUGAUCAAGUUCGCCGGUUGGGAGACUUUGACGGCUCACGACAUCUUGGACGCGCCGGGGGAGGUGGUCGCCAAGUCGAGCUAUGGGACUCUUUAUCGGGCGUGCAUUCGGCGGAGCAAGUCGGUGGCUCUGCUCCGCUUUGUCCGGCCGGAUUGUAUUGGGCGGAUUGAGGAGGUGCUGCCAGCGGUCCGGAUGCUGGGGUCGGUCCGGCACCCGAAUCUGGUGCCGACGGGGGCCAUGUACGUGGGGCCGAGAGGGGAGAAGCUCUUCGUGCAUCCGUUCUAUGCUUCUGGAACUCUUGCUCAGUUCUUAAGAGCCGGUGUUGCUGAAGCACACAGAUGGGAUAUUAUCUACAAAUUAGCUUGUGGUGUCGCAAGGGGGCUUGACCACCUGCACAAUGGGUACGAGAAGGCCAUAAUCCAUGGCAACCUCAAAUCGAAUAACAUUUUACUUGAUGCUGAUUUCCAGCCUCGGCUCUCAGAUUUCGGCUUGCACAUCAUCUUGAAUCCCGCAGCUGCCCUAGAGAUGCUUGAAGCCCCGGCAUCCCAGGGUUACAGAGCACCUGAGCUGAUCAAGAUGAAAGAUGCCAGCAGAGAGACCGAUAUCUACGGUUUGGGGGUGGUAUUUCUUGAAAUGCUCACUCAAAAGGACCCCCUCACCAACAAUUUCUUGCAGUCCAAAGACCUUCAUCUCCCCACCUCCCUGAGAAUUUUAGUUCUUGAGCAUAAAGUCUCGGAUGUUUUUAGCUCCAAUCUCCUAGAGGAUAGUAUAAAUCAGAAUUCCACUAAUGAAGAAGGUUUACUGAUGCUGUUUCAACUUGCAAUGACUUGUUGCUCUCCUUCACCUGCUCUCCGACCAGAUAUCAGAGCAGUUAUCAGGCGGCUUGAAGACAUCGGUAGAUGAUGAUCUUUCAUCUGGUAGUGAUAACUGCAGUGCUGUGACAGUUCCAUGUGUUUGUUUAGCAAAUUUGCAUCACUUGUGAGCUUUGGAUCGGAUAUCUCAGCAAGGGUCAGAAUGGUGGAUUCGCUGCAUGGACCAUAUGGUUGUCGAGAUGUGCAUUAGCUUUAUUACCAGGAAACAUCAUGCAUGGCUCAUGGUGAUUCCACUUGAUGACUUUCAUACUACCACUUGCACAUCUGACAUCUAAAGUUUUCCCUAACGGGACCGGGAGAAAAACAUCGAACUACAAAACACUUCUGAACCUUGUUUUUGUUGCCUUCUCUCUUCUUUGGACAAAACAAUCUGGAGAUGCAUCAUGAUUCACCAUUCACCGAUGGUUUAGAUAGAUUGCAAGGAUAUGAAAUCAACAAAAUCCAAUGAUAUCAAUUUUUGUCUCUGAUCAGAGGCUUCCGGUGUGGUACAUCUGGUCUUUAGUGUCUACUUUACAGCUGAUGCAUUGAAGAAGAGAUCAUGUGAUCGGGAUUUGUUGCUUUUGGCCUUCUAAAAGUCUUAAUUUGCAUUUGGCUAGAUGUGCAGGGACUUGACCUUCACUGCCACUUAGUAAAGAGGAUUGGUUUCGGGUGGACGCAGCCAGUUGGAAAGUACAGCAUUACAAAAGCACAUUGCAAGAACUUCUUUCUGUUGAUGCAGGCUGUCUCUGGAUUUCAUCUUUUCAAUUCCAAGCCAUAGGAAUUGUGGAUACAACUCACCACACCUGAGAGAGCAUACUGCCAGAAAUUAUUCUUGACAGUAGACACAUGAUCCAUGGUGUGCCAGAUUUGCAGAUUUAUAUAAACUUACUAUAGUCUCACUCUUGAUGUAUAUAAACUCACUAUUAACAAUUGAGAUGUUCACAGUUGCAGAUUUGUCUCACCCUUUCCAAAAGAUGUCCUCAUUGAUGCUUGCUUUUCUUUAGCUUCAUAUAGAGUGUAAGAAUGGUCCAGCAGUUGAGCUUCACUUGUAUUGUAUAAUCUAGUGGGGUAGUACAGACUGCCCACUUUGGAGUGGAAUAAAUGUAGUCUUUGGAUGUUGAA